This is a messenger RNA of Octopus sinensis (East Asian common octopus), 1360 nucleotides long. Its product is annotated as BPTI/Kunitz domain-containing protein 4-like. The record is from RefSeq and is a predicted model, not a curated record. Lineage: Eukaryota; Metazoa; Mollusca; Cephalopoda; Octopoda; Octopodidae. Gene Ontology annotation, molecular function: serine-type endopeptidase inhibitor activity. The transcript has 7 exons. Bases 309 to 1163 code for a protein of 284 amino acids.
AGGUGAGAGUUACAGGGAAUAGGUUAGAGUGGAAAUGUGUGUUUGGAGUGAGGUAAUAUUGGGGUCUGCAUACAGAAGUGUUCAAAGUAAACAGGCAAAUUUUUUACCUCCCCAAAUGUCAAUGUUGACAAUGUUCCCUAUAUAAGCAGACUGUAUCUUGUUGUUGACUAAUGAGAAUACUUCGUGUCCAACUUGACUGACCACGACACUAGAUCGUUUCUUAAAGCUUGCUGCUUUUCAAUGUAAUAUAAGAAUACACAAUAAGCAGGAAAUUGAUAUAUCAAAAAAAGUUUCCAGUUCCAUUCAACAUGAUCAAUAAAAGCGGUUGUUUAACUAUUUUUAUAGUUUUUUGCUAUUUGGCCAAUGUUGGAGUAUUUUCCUUUCAUUAUCGCAGUGGUAAACCACUGUUCCCCUGGUGUCUUGAUGUAUCAAGGCCUUACUGCGGAAUUCGCUGUCCCCUCAGUGGAUUUGAUACAGAUGGACGAACUGGAUGUCCGACCUGUCGCUGUCGAAAUCGUUGCGAGGAAGUUACGUGUAACCCUGGAUAUACGUGCCAGGUAAAAGUAGGCUCAAAAAAAUGUCCUUCAGGCUUGUGCAAGACGGAGGUGGCGAAAUGUGUUCCUGCCGGAAGUCUCGGUAAGGUGGAGAAUAUUUGUGAAGCCGGUACACCGAAUGGCUAUUGUUUUGGUAAGGUUUCACCCGUCGUCAACUGUAUUGGCAAUUAUAAAUGCGUCAUUCAUCCGAGCAACAACUACGGGCUUUGUUGCCUGAAACCCUCUGCAACCACGUUCAGCAAUGUCCCAUUAUGUGAACAACCCACAAAAGUGGGACUAUGUCGCGCCAGAAUGCUGCGGUAUUUCUUCAACAGCCAAUCAGGCCAUUGUGAAAUAUUUUCAUAUUCUGGUUGUCAAGGAAACGAGAAUAAUUUCGAAACUAAAGAAGAAUGCGAACAAUCUUGCCGUAAUUAUUGUGAAAUGCGGGCGGAGCCUGGUUUCUGUUUGGCUAAAAUUACCAGAUAUUAUUACGACCGAAUUUCUGGAACAUGUCGUAUGUUCCAUUAUGGUGGAUGCGGUGGCAACGGUAAUAACUUCUAUACGAAGAGAGAUUGCCUCAAUUACUGUUCUUCAAGAAGACCUGCAUAUGGUUAUCAAACUCGCAAUUGAAAAUCUAAUCAAUGUAAUUCAAACUAAACAUGAAUAUUUGAUAACUUCGAUUUACUUGAAUUUUCCAUAAGCAUAUUAUUAUUAUUAUUUGUAUUACUUCUUUGCGCUUUUUAAUACUCUGAAGUAAAUUUUUAUAUCCAUCUUUCAAUGUCCAUUUGUAUAUCUUUUGUAUUAUUAAAAACAAUCGAUAUUACUGA